UUUAUUGUUUUAGUUCAAAAAUAGUCAUUAAAGACGGUUUCUUAUUGUUAACAUUUUGUUUUUAUUGUUUUUGUUUAUAUCAAUGUAACCAAUUUGCCAUUUAGUUUAAUAUUUUCCAUCGAAUUCAUCGUUUUCUUUGAUCAAUUUAUUUCGGUUUGAAAAGAGAAUUGUGAUUACAUGUUUUUUUUUAUUCAUUGUUGUUGUUAUUUUUGUACGUGGUGAUAUUGUUUUCGCUUAAAAUAAACAAGUACAAAACCUUAGGAAGAGAAGAAGAAAAAUAAAUUAGCAAAUAAUCGCUGUCAAUGAUUAACACUCGCUAUAUGGGAUAAAAUAGUCAGAAUUUUUGUAUGAGAAAAAUAAAUUAUGGAUAAUGAAAUUGACGGAGCUGAUGAAUGUCAACCGACAACAUCAAAUACAAACGUUCGAAUCAAAGUGAGCUCAUUGGUGACAUGGGUGAGAACAAAGAGUCCGGCAGUUGUUCAAAAAUGGGUAGAUUCUGAUACAAUCGAAACUAUAUGCGAUAGCCUUCAAUAUAAAACUAUCACGGUGGAUGAUAAAUUGGUGGAAAAUUGUGAUGAGAAAAUUAGAUGUGCAAGCACAACUGAAUCGAAUGUUGUUGAAAUAGCUGAACAAACUACUGAAUUAAGUGAACAAUACGAAAGCAAUCCAACAAAAUUAAACAGUGUUACAACGUACAGUGAAUUUGGUAAAUACGAAACUUUGGAUAAAUCCCAACCCCAUCAUCAAUCAGAAUUGAUUGAACAUACUGUCGAUAGUGCAAACAGCGAUCGUCGAUUUUGGCAAAAAGCGCCAGCUAUUUUAACUGCAUUACGAAUACGAUCUGUUGGCGAUUCAAAUCGAUGUACAGAAACCGAUCUCAAUGUAUCGCCUCAAUUACCUCAAAGCGAUGAACCAGAUGAAAGCUCAGCAUCAAAUAUUCAACCAAUAUUAAAUAAAACCAAACUAAAUGAGUUUUAUUAUAAAUUAAGCAUCAAUAAAAAACGUUAUAAUUUUAUUAAGGAUCGAAAAAUGGAAGCCAAAAAAAUAUUGAACAAUGCAAAGAGUCGAUUUCUGGCUGCAACAAAUUGGGAUGAAACUAAGCUGAAUAAUGACAGUGAUAAUGUGGCUGUUAGUGAUGAUCAUGGUGAUGAUAAUUUAAUUGAAACAGGAGUAAUUGCAAUUGCAACAGAGACGACGACGAUGACGACGACAAUGACGACAGCUACAACAACUGCAACAAUCGCUAGUGAAUCAGAAGCAAACGCUACAAUUGUAUGUGAUACAAUCGAUAUGGAUUUAUCGACGGAUGAAUGUUUACGGCUAUCACAAAGUAAUGACAUGCUAUCAGUCGACGACGAAGAUGGUUUUAAUAUAUCGAUGCCAAGCAUCAACGAUGGUCACAUCGCCCAUUUGAAUGUUAGUCGUAAAAUAGCAAUGGCCGAUAUUGGACGCAGCACAAGUGAUAAUCCAAGAUUACGAAAUAAAUUUUAUUUGGCUGAUAUUGGUCGAAGUUUUAGCGAACAUCAAGAUGAUGAAGCAAUUUUUAUUGGUGAACGAAAUAUUAGCGCGCCCAGCUCAAGCAUUGCAAUACAAAAUAAUAAUCGAUCAAAUGGAAAUUUUUUUGAACGGCGAGCGUAUUCGGUGAGUCCAACACAAAGAGGCCUAAAACGUGGCAUGUUGUCACGUGAUCAUUCGUUGUCAGAUAGUCCACGGCAUCGAAAUCAAUUAUCUAAAGGCAGUUCAUUUCAAUCCGAUUCAAGCCAUUGUUCAAGCGUUGAAAGUCUUUUGGACGCAAGAAAACCCGAUUCAGAAGCCAUUCUUAGGCAACUGGGCUUCGGCCCAGCACAUCAGGAAGAUUUAUUAUCACGAAUACCCAAAAGAUUUUUGAAGCCAUCACAAGUUCGUGGCAUCGACACAGAAGCAUUUAUGAGACAACAGCAAAUUGCCAACAAUUUGCAUGAGCAAAGCAUUCUUGGCUAUCGUGGUUUAACAGGAAAUCCACACGUUCUCCCAAGUGUAAUUGUGGCGAAGAUCAUGGAACGUUUUCAAUUGAGCGAUGAAAAAAAUUGUAAGCUAUAUGAUGUGUUCAACGAUAGACCAAUGUCAGCACCACCAACACCAAUGUCAGGACCAACCGAUCUAGCCGAUAUCAGGCACCCAGAGCCAUAAAACAAUCAACAAACCUAUUUAGCAAUUUAUAUAUAAAUGUAUUUAUACCAUUGUAGUUUCAAGUAGUACAGAACGAUUUCACACACCUUUAAUAUUACCGGACUUUGUGUACCGUAUAAUGGGCAAAAAUGAAUCAAUACCCACAAUUAAAUACUGACCAGAUAUAAGACAACAACAAAUUUAUGUAUACGUAGAAUUUUUCACAUCAUUCCAGUAUAUACACUCUUUGCAGGGCAAAUUUGAACUCAUUUUAUAUUUAAUUUGCACCAUAAAAUAAGUACGUACAAAAAUUAAAAGGGUGAUCGAAAUGCAUUUGAAAUGGUGUAGUUAAGAAAACGUUCUGUAUCACAUUCAAUACACCUGAUUCCAGCACUUGUCUAAAUUCAUGGGAUUGAAAAAUAGUACAUUUGGACUAUUGGUUAAUACCAUCAAUUUAUAUUGAGCUAACUCGUAAUUCAGGCACCAGUUUGUCAAGCAGCAUUUAUACAUGCCAAAUCGGUUCGAUAGCACGUAGUCGGUUGCACCAACAUAACAUACAAUCAAUCAAUCAUAUACGAUAUAUUCACAUUCUCAGUCGAAAACAAAAUGAUUGAAGAAAUCGGCACAAAUUAUGAGUAUUUGAUUUUUUAUUUCCGAUCUGUAAAAACUAUCACUACUAUUUCAAUUCUUAUGAUAUGUAAAUGAAAAAAAGUCUCUUUUUACCAUCUCCAAUGAAUGCCUUAUUAUUUUUCAAUUUCUCAAAACGGUGAUCAAUAUCUGAAAUUCCUGCCUAUUUUUUAAAAAGAAAUUUAUUUCCAAUUAUUUUAUUUGUGUGCAAAUUUUAAUGAAUUUUGGUUUAAAAAAAUUGUUAAUGAAAAAAAGUUCAAAACCAAUACAAAAGGUGAGGGCGAAACAAACAAUAUUGUAUUUCCUGUUCAUCCUUAUUGAAUUGCUUAUAGAGUGAUUAUUUAAGUAGCAAAAUGAUUGUAAUAAUAUUAUAGAAAUUAUUUUUCAAGUAGAUGAAGUUUAGA
This is a messenger RNA of Contarinia nasturtii (swede midge), 3179 nucleotides long. RefSeq lists its product as uncharacterized. Lineage: Eukaryota; Metazoa; Arthropoda; Insecta; Diptera; Cecidomyiidae. Gene Ontology annotation, molecular function: signaling receptor binding. Bases 364 to 2169 code for a protein of 601 amino acids. The record is from RefSeq and is a predicted model, not a curated record. The transcript has 5 exons.